Molecule: messenger RNA, 1686 nt
Organism: Cucumis melo (muskmelon)
Lineage: Eukaryota; Viridiplantae; Streptophyta; Magnoliopsida; Cucurbitales; Cucurbitaceae
Product: transcription factor bHLH121
Exons: 5
Coding region: 166-1167 (333 amino acids)
Biological process (GO): intracellular iron ion homeostasis
Molecular function (GO): DNA-binding transcription factor activity; protein dimerization activity
Source: RefSeq, a predicted model, not a curated record
UUUCAAGAAGCGUCAACGUCAUCUAACCGCGUCGCACCUUAUCAACAGACUUUUGCACUCGAAAAUGCAUCUGAAUUUUGAAAGAUCCACGGAGACAUUCUCAUACCUUAAGCUCAGACGGUGGAUUGUCAAUUUCACGGCCAGCAGUGCCCGUCUCCAGCAGCAAUGGAUCAACUAAUUCAACGCGAUGAUCUUCUUCAGAAUCCGCCCACACCCUCCUCCUCCGUUGUACCAUGCGUUGAACUUCCCGGCCACCCAAUUCGUUCUCAAUCCAGCUCCAGGUCUGAAGGGGAGUUCAAGGAUUCUGCAGCUGCUAGAAAAGUUCAGAAGGCUGACAGAGAGAAAUUAAGAAGGGGUCGUUUGAAUGAGCAAUUUGUCGAGCUGGGAAAUAUUUUAGAUCCUGAUAGGCCCAAGAAUGACAAAGCAACCAUUUUAAUGGAUACCAUUCAACUGCUGAAGGAUUUGACAUCUCAAGUGAACAAGUUGAAAGCUGAAUAUGCUACUUUAACGGAAGAAUCACAAGAGCUAGCCCAGGAAAAAAGUGAUCUAAGAGAAGAGAAGGCAUUGCUUAAAUCUGAUAUCGAGAAUCUUAAUGCUCAGUAUCAGCAGAAACUCAGGGCUACAUAUCCUUGGGCUGCCAUGGAUCACUCGGUUGUCAUGGCCCCUGCCCCCUUUCCAUUUCCCAUGCCGAUGCAAAUACCUCCAGGGCCAUAUCCCCUGCAUCCAUCCUUGCAGCCUUAUACGUUCUUUGGUAAUCCAGAUCCCAGGGUGAUUGCAAACCCUUGUUCAACCUUCGUCCCAUACAUACCUCCUAAUUCCUUGACUGAGCAGCAGUCCUCCCAAAAUGCACCACCUUUCAUUCAGUUAGACAAUCGGUCUCGUAACUUGAGUGAGCAAAAUACCGGGAGCAAGUCCUCAAGUGAAAGCAAGAUUGAGAAAAGUGUAGAUUCUAAUGAAGUUGCAACUUGCCUGGAGUUGAAAACUCCGGGAUCUUCCACAGAUCAGGAUACAUCGUACGAACAAACAAACGAUAAGAACAGAAAGGAAAGUAAUCUAUCAGAAGAGAGUUCUUCAAGUAGAUGUUCUUCAUCUCGUAGUUUAGAGGCCAAUUCGUCUAGUAGCAUGCCAAGUGGACGAAAAUCAACUGAUAUAUGUGGAAGCCCGUAAAAGUUGCAGGUUCGCCCAAAUUAAUGAUUCCCUGAAUUUUAUUUUGGAUGGUCUGUAAUUUACUCAAAAACUCCUUGGUGCUUAUCUAGUCGUCUGCAACUGAGGUGGAUCAUCUUCAAUGCAAUGUAAAGGGCCUUCGCACAAUUAAUAGUAUUUUGAGAUUAUCAACCAUUAUAUUUUUACCUUACCUCCUUUAUGAAGUCUUCGGAGUUGCAGCAGCCAUUCAAUCCAUCUUCAUCUUAUCUACUUGACUUGGCUGUACAAGUGCAAGCAAUAAGGUUAUGGUUCUAGGGUUGUUUUGCUGCAAAAAUCCCACACUGAGAAAUUAGCUAAAGCACUCUAAAGAUGGUUGGUCCAUUCGUUUGGAUGCUUUUUGUUUCCUUGUGCUAAAUUCCGAGGUUAUGUCAUUGUUGAUGUAUAAAAGAGAAUGUGACACAGAUAUUUGGUUUAAAAAAUCAUGUGGUAAUGACUCUGAGAGCAUAUAAAUAUGAAAUAUUCAUACAGAAAUUAUGUCUGAAA